CAGAGACGGUUCGCGAAGCUCUCACGGUGCUUACUCCUUCAGUUUAGCGGGCAAGCCGUCACAAUACACUCGUGUACACCCGGCUCAUAACCGUUUGGCGGGAACGACGAUCGCGCAAUUCGUACACCAUAACAUAAAAGAACCACUUAUUUAAAAGCUGCAGUGUUUCUCUAGGACAAUGCAUAAAAAGUCUAGAUUUCUUAUGCUUUUGCAAUGGCUCGUCGUAAUGAAUAUUUCGAUAUUACAAACAGAGGGGUCAUCGUUAGGAUCAAAUUGCCGCUCCAACGGGGACUGUAGUGUUAUGAACGCACAAUGCACCAGAGGCUUAUGCACAUGUCGACCGUACUAUGCACAGGUUGACGACUCUACGUGUCUUGAAUCGACUCUCUUAGGCUCCGAAUGCGUGGUGUCGGAACAGUGCACCUUAAAAGUUGCCUACAGCGCCUGCUUAGAUGGGGUUUGCCGAUGUUCAGACGGACAUUUGCAGUUUAGGAAGCAUACCUGUCUUUCUCCUGCACCACCGGGUCACGUCUGUUAUAGUAACGAACAUUGCCGUUUGUGGGAUAAAGAAAGUCAUUGUGAAUUCGUCAUACCAAAUCUAUUUGGACGGUGUUCUUGUAACGCGUUUUUUAAGAAAACCGGAGAUAAAUGCGUCGCUCAAAAACCAUCUGCGUAUUCAACGGAGGCAGUGAUACUUGAAAAAGAUAUGAUAACUAUAGAGUCUGUUAAGGGAACACCAUCUAAUCAAGAAUUAUACGAUAAAGUAUCCAAGCUUCAAAAAAUUACCAAACCAGUGGAUUCCAUUGGAAAAUCUAAAUUAACAGCAAUUAAAGACGAUAUUCAACCGAGCAAUUUACCUAUGUUUACCAGUAAAAAUGAUGUACUAAGUACACAAGAAGAUAGUCCCCUUAUGCAAACUGCCUUAAAAGUACCCACUAUAGAACCUAGUAAACUACCGGUAUCAAACAGAAAAGAUGGUGAACCUAAUGAAUUGAUUAGAGUUGAUGAAAUGACAGCUAAUUUGCAUGCUAACGAUCAACCAAUAUAUAGAGUAGUCACUCAGCCAACGAUUGAAAAGAAGUCAAACAAGAAAGGAACUACAAAGGAUCAGAAUAGUAAUAAGUCUAAUAAAAGUGGUCAUCAAAAAAAAUCUUCAUUAAAAGAUAAAAAUCGUAUUCGCGCCGAUCCUGUUUCGUUCGACGUCGGACCGGCGUCUUUGGGAAUGCCCUGUUUCACAGAUGAACAGUGUCAUAUGGUGGAUCCAAACACACGAUGUGCUAAUAAGCGAUGCGAUUGUGCAUACCGUACAAAUUCUACCUCGGCUUGUUCAGCUCGCAACAGAGGAUGUUUGCCGGGCACAUUCCAAUGUCGUUCGACUGGUACAUGUAUAAGCUGGUACUUUGUUUGUGACGGUCGUAAGGACUGUCCGGACGGAUCGGACGAAAAAUGCCAAGGUACAGGUAGAGAUGGUACUGGCGAACGUUGCCCAAUACACGCGUUUCGCUGCGGAGGAGCGGGCUCGCCGUGCGUGUCGCGCUCCUCGCGCUGUGACGGCGUCGUGCAGUGUCCGGGCGGCGAGGACGAAAGGAACUGUCGAGCCACCAGGAGAAGAGGUUGUCCGCGACACACAUUCCGUUGCGGGUCGGGUGAAUGCUUACCGGAAUACGAGUUCUGCAAUGCCAUAAUCUCCUGCAAGGACGGCUCGGAUGAGCCUCCACAUCUAUGCAAUGAACAAUCACGUUGGCGUGCAGCGGACUUCUGUCCGCUGCGGUGUGGGAACGGGCGCUGUCGCAGCACGGCGGUCGCGUGCUCGGGCCGAGACGGCUGCGGGGACAACAGCGACGAGAUAGCCUGCGCCGUCUGCAAAUGUUCAGCGCCACCGCAACUGCCUUGAAAACACGAAGAUAACUUCAGGGAUAAAUCGUACCCGUAAAGAUCUCAACUGUUCAAUUAUCAUAGACUCGGUAGAAUUUAAAGUCUAAUACACUUUUAUAUAUUAAGAAAUGAACAAUGCACUAACAAUUGAGGUAAAAUAAUCGUA
Molecule: messenger RNA, 2041 nt
Organism: Vanessa tameamea
Lineage: Eukaryota; Metazoa; Arthropoda; Insecta; Lepidoptera; Nymphalidae
Exons: 10
Coding region: 179-1894 (571 amino acids)
Molecular function (GO): protein binding
Source: RefSeq, a predicted model, not a curated record